Molecule: messenger RNA, 1207 nt
Organism: Erigeron canadensis
Lineage: Eukaryota; Viridiplantae; Streptophyta; Magnoliopsida; Asterales; Asteraceae
Exons: 5
Coding region: 157-852 (231 amino acids)
Source: RefSeq, a predicted model, not a curated record
UACACCCAAUAACACACAUAUACUCUCCAAUCUUUCUUUCGGUCAUUCAAUUCACUUCCUCUUACAAAAAUCCCUUUUCAACACUCCUCUCCAUUAUUCCAUCUUCUACCAAUAAUAAAACCACCAAUCCAUCCACAAUAUUUACAUAUUAUUAUUAUGAUGAAAAAAGACUGGAUUACGGCGGCGUUAUCAAACGACGUCGUAGUGGCUGAGCUUCUCAUACGUAUCAAACACCAACAAACAUCCACAUCUACAAAGUUGUUGCCUUUUUUCACAUGGGGUUAUCGUAAAUCACGCUCAAAACCACAGCUUUCGUCUUCCGCCGUCGACGCCGCCGGUGUUGGUUGUUUCAAGAAAGAGCAACAAAGUGGUAGUCCGACAACGCCGUUGUGUUGGAGCAGUGGCGGCGGAUUCGGCGGCACUUCCACUAGUGAUUGUUGUGAUGAAUCUAGUCGUCCUUCAGAUCUUUCUUCCGGUGCAUAUAGAUCCAACAAGAGUGGUGCUUUGGGGAAUGAAGGUGCAACAACAUCUAGCUACAACAAGUCAAGAAAAAGAAAGUCAUAUGCUGAACUUAAAGAGGAAGAAGAUUUUCUCUUGAAAGAAAGGCUACACUUAAAUAAAGAGUUGGAUUCUAUGCGUGUGACAAUGUGUAACCAAAUUGCCACAAGUCGAAAUUUGAAGAAAUACAAGAUUGAUUUGCAUCAAAACUCUUCUAAAGAAGCAGAGAAGAUGGUCAAGACGAUUAUCCAUCAAGCUCAAACAUCUUGUGCGAUGGAACGCGAAAUCAAGACCCCAGAAAGAGGUUUUGUUUUGCCUGAUCUGAAUAUGACACCAAGUGAGGAAGAAGUAUGAGUAGAGAUAACUCGUUUAUGUAAAUUGCUAUAAAGAUAAACUUCUUAACAUUCGAACCAAGGUAACUGCAAAAUGGUCAUAAUUUUGAAGGUGGAUUUUUCAAGUUGCUAAUUGCAAGUGAUCGUUUUUUUUUUUUGGUAAAGCUGUAUAUUGUUACCGUUUUCUUUUUAAUCUUUUAGUACGAAAAGUGCGUAGCCGAAGGUUGCAUUGAGUAAAAUAUGUUAGAGAGUUUUGACAAUAUGUUCUGCAGUUACAAGUUGUAGUUAAUAUAUUAUUUCAACAUUUCAUCCGUGUAAGGGCUAAAUCCAAUUUAUUGAAGUUAGAUUUUGUUUGGUGAGAUGGAGUUAUUUAGAAA